AUAAAUAAAAACAAGCAGAGAUAGAAAUCAGAACGUUGGGGCCAACUCUCGAGAUCCGAUUUAAAACCCUCUUCUUUGACGAUCUCUCCCCCCAUCUUCAAUUAACUAGCCGUUACUUUCCUCUCUCUUUACCUCAAUCACAAUGUCUGCUUGUGUAGAAGAAACACCUAAUCACACUAAAAAGGAAAGUGGAAGCAGCUUGAUCAUGGUUUCUGAAUCUUCUCCAUCCUCUGACAAGCGUCUCUGGAGCAGUCUUCGUAACAGGAUAGAUGUUCUCCUCGAAGAGAAGAGCAACACCAACAAACCCAUCUCCUCCAGCUCCCCAUUGAUAGCUCCAAAGACUGUUGGAGAAUCAGAGAGAGCAAAGAGGUUGAAGAACGAUUCGAUGCUUUUGCUUAGAGGGUUCGACUCUGUUUCUCAUACUCUGUCUCAGCUUUCGAGUAAUCUCGACAACGCUCUUCAGGGAGUUAGAGAGUUAGCUAAGCCACCUACAUUAUCUGAGAUACUCCACUCCAAUCUCAAAGCUGAUCAGAUACAACACCAAGAAGAAGAAGGAGAAGAAGAAGAGAGUAAAGGGAAGAAGAGGAAACACGAGUCUGAUGCUGAGCUAAAAGAAGAUUCAUCAGAUGAGUCUGAUGAGAAGAGACCAAAAGAGAGAAAGAUCAUGAAAAGGGCUAAGAAUAUUGCGAUAUCAAUGGCAGCGAAGGCAAACUCGCUUGCAAGAGAGCUUAAAACCAUAAAAUCCGACCUGAGUUUCAUCCAAGAACGUUGCGGGUUGCUUGAAGAAGAGAACAAAAGACUAAGAGAUGGGUUUGUCAAAAGUGUUAGACCUGAAGAAGAUGAUCUGGUGAGGCUGCAAUUAGAGGUGUUGCUUGCGGAGAAAGCGAGAUUAGCAAACGAGAACGCGAAUCUGGUUAGAGAGAAUCAGUGUCUGCACCAGAUGGUGGAGUACCAUCAGAUCACAUCUGAAGAUCUCUCUGCCUCUUAUGAACAAGUGGUUCAAGGUUUAUGCUUAGACUUCUCAUCACCUUUUGGUGAAAUCGAUUAUGAACAACACGAAGAAGAGGAAACAAGAGCUCUUGAUGUUUCAAAAUCACUCAUCGAAAGCUUUGAGAAAGCAGAAGAUGAAGAAGAACAACAACAUUGAUAUAGAGACAUUCUUGCGCAGUUUCUUUGUUUCCAAGAUAAAAAGUUGUAAUAUCGUUCCACUGUUUGUUGUAAUAAUUGGGGUUUGGUAUUUGAUUAAGCUUUUGAGCAGUUUCUUGAUCUCUAAGAUACUAUUUCCGUUGUUUGUUGUAAUAAUAGGGUUGAGUAUUUGAUUAAACCAUAAGAUAUGAAGUUUGUAUUAUAUUUC
Molecule: messenger RNA, 1354 nt
Organism: Raphanus sativus (radish)
Lineage: Eukaryota; Viridiplantae; Streptophyta; Magnoliopsida; Brassicales; Brassicaceae
Exons: 5
Coding region: 143-1147 (334 amino acids)
Source: RefSeq, a predicted model, not a curated record